ACCACUCCCCAUUUCUACUCACACUCGGCUCGAUCAGUGCUCGGACGAACACUCGACGCCUCCAUGGCCGCCGCCACCAGCAGCAACGCGGCAGCGCCGCCGUCGUACGACGCGCCGGAGGGCGUGGACAUCCGCGGCCGGUACGACCCGGAGUUCGCGGCAAUCCUCACGAGCGACGCGCUGGCCUUCGUGGCCGGACUGCAGCGCGAGUUCCGCGGCGCCGUCCGGUACGCCAUGGAGCGCCGGCGGGAGGCCCAGCGGCGGUACGACGCCGGCGAGCUGCCCCGGUUCGACCCGGCGACGAGGCCCGUCCGCGACGGCGACUGGGCGUGCGCGCCCGUGCCGCGGGCCGUCGCCGACCGCACCGUGGAGAUCACCGGCCCCGCCGAGCCGCGCAAGAUGGUCAUCAACGCCCUCAACUCCGGCGCCAAGGUCUUCAUGGCUGACUUCGAGGACGCGCUGUCGCCGACGUGGGAGAACCUGAUGCGCGGGCAGGUGAACCUGCGCGACGCGGUGGCCGGCACGAUCACCUUCCGCGACGCGGCGCGCGGCCGGGACUACAGGCUCGGCGACCGGCCCGCGACGCUCUUCGUCCGCCCCCGCGGCUGGCACCUCCCCGAGGCGCACGUCCUCAUCGACGGCGAGCCGGCCAUCGGCUGCCUCCUCGACUUCGGCCUCUACUUCUUCCACAACCACGCCGCCUUCCGCGCCGGCCAGGGCGCCGGCUUCGGCCCCUUCUUCUACCUCCCCAAGAUGGAGCACUCGAGGGAGGCGAGGAUAUGGAAGGGCGUGUUCGAGAGGGCGGAGAAGGAGGCGGGGAUAGGGAGGGGGAGCAUCAGGGCGACGGUGCUGGUGGAGACGCUGCCGGCGGUGUUCCAGAUGGAGGAGAUCCUGCACGAGCUGCGGGAGCACUCGGCGGGGCUCAACUGCGGCCGCUGGGACUACAUCUUCAGCUACGUCAAGACGUUCCGCGCCCGCCCCGACCGCCUCCUCCCCGACCGCGCCCUCGUCGGCAUGGCCCAGCACUUUAUGCGCUCCUACUCCCUCCUCCUCAUCCGCACCUGCCACCGCCGCGGCGUCCACGCCAUGGGCGGCAUGGCAGCGCAGAUUCCGAUCAAGGACGACGCGGCGGCGAACGAGGCGGCGCUGGAGCUGGUGCGCAAGGACAAGCUGCGGGAGGUGCGCGCCGGGCACGACGGGACGUGGGCGGCGCACCCGGGGCUCAUCCCGGCGAUCCGGGAGGUGUUCGAGGGCCACCUCGGCGGGAGGCCGAACCAGAUCGACACCGCCGCCGCCACCGCGGGGAACACCGGCGACGCCUUCGCCAUCACGGAGGAGGACCUGCUCCAGCCGCCGCGAGGUGCGCGCACGGUGGAGGGCCUGCGCCACAACACCCGCGUCGGCGUGCAGUACCUCGCGGCGUGGCUGUCCGGCUCCGGCUCCGUGCCGCUCUACAACCUGAUGGAGGACGCCGCCACGGCGGAGAUCAGCCGCGUGCAGAACUGGCAGUGGCUCCGCCAUGGCGCGGCGCUCGACGCCGGCGGCGUGGAGGUCCGCGCGACGCCCGAGCUGCUCGCGCGCGUCGUGGAGGAGGAGAUGGCGAGGGUGGAGGCGGAGGUCGGCGCCGAGAGGUUCCGGCACGGCCGGUACGCGGAGGCCGGCAGGAUGUUCAGCCGGCAGUGCACCGCGCCGGAGCUGGACGACUUCCUCACGCUCGACGCGUACAACCUCAUCGUGGUGCACCACCCCGGAGCAUCGUCAACAUGCAAACUCUGAGAACCUGAGCAGAACACGAUGCCAUGCCACCAUACACAUGUACCAGUUCCAGAAUAAUGUCCUCGUUGUCUAGCUGUAGCUGCAUGUAACAAGGACGAGGCUUCAUGUUUGAUAUUACCCCAGUUCUUAUUCCCGUGAAUUCCGAUGAGUGCUAAUAAAUAUUGACAAAUAUAUAAAACAUUAAUAUUAAUUC
Molecule: messenger RNA, 1969 nt
Organism: Oryza brachyantha (malo sina)
Lineage: Eukaryota; Viridiplantae; Streptophyta; Magnoliopsida; Poales; Poaceae
Product: malate synthase
Exons: 4
Coding region: 64-1776 (570 amino acids)
Biological process (GO): glyoxylate cycle
Cellular component (GO): cytoplasm
Molecular function (GO): malate synthase activity
Source: RefSeq, a predicted model, not a curated record